AUGGCUGGUAAAGAUAGGUAUUCUAAGAAAAUGGUGCCAAGUGCUGCAAAAGACGUGGUUAUGCAAGAUGAGAGCAAUUUCUUGCGGCCGAGCGAAAAACACAAUGCAUUGUGGACUGUGGCCCUUCCAAGGGCUCUAAUCCGCUCCCAAGGCCCCUCAAGAAGCGCUGCCUCCUUGACCCCACUCACUAAAGACCAAUCUAGGAGGAUGGCAGAAUACACUAAUUGA
Messenger RNA from Dovyalis caffra, 228 nucleotides. Lineage: Eukaryota; Viridiplantae; Streptophyta; Magnoliopsida; Malpighiales; Salicaceae. The record is from the annotation of a GenBank genome assembly.